Molecule: messenger RNA, 2484 nt
Organism: Salvelinus namaycush (lake trout)
Lineage: Eukaryota; Metazoa; Chordata; Actinopteri; Salmoniformes; Salmonidae
Product: cadherin-like protein 26
Exons: 17
Coding region: 1-2484 (827 amino acids)
Biological process (GO): multicellular organism development; cell-cell junction assembly; calcium-dependent cell-cell adhesion
Cellular component (GO): catenin complex; plasma membrane; adherens junction
Molecular function (GO): calcium ion binding; cadherin binding
Source: RefSeq, a predicted model, not a curated record
AUGGCGGUUGCAUUAGCACUGGCACAUGACACUGGCAACUAUACACUGAACAAGCGGGAAAAGAGGGAGCUGCUGCUGCGUUCCAAAAGAAGGUGGGUCCUAUCCACAAUUGAGCUAGUGGAGGAGGACCCUGGACCUUUCCCUAAAUUCGCCACACAGAUGUUCAACGAUAGAACGGCUGUUUUCAAAAGACAUCAGUUCCGUUUAUCUGGAACUGGAGUGAACGAGGAACCGGUGGGCGUGUUCUCCAUCGACGACAAUGACGGAGUGGUGUACGUACACAAGCCGAUCGACAGGGAGAAGUACCCCUUAUUUCAUAUUGUGUUUGACAUCAUUGACACGGAGACUGGUACGCCGGUAGACAAGACUCUCGCGUUCGACGUGGCAAUUACGGACAUCAAUGACAACGCCCCUUACUUUGAGCACCCUGUCAUGAAAGCAAGUGUAAAAGAGAACAUGCCAGAGGGGUAUCUGCCAGUGCCUCUGACAGCCAGGGACAUGGAUCAGGUGAACACACAGAACUCUAACAUCAGUAUAAGGGUGUUGUCUCAGGAGCCAGCCGAGCCCAAGAUCAAGCUGAAGCAGGUGGAGGGCACCAAGAUGAGCCAGCUCACCUUCACCGGCUGCUUUGACUAUGACAAAGUAAAGAUGUAUAAAGUGGUUGUUGAAGCUAAGGAUCAUGGGAUACCAGCCCUGUCCUCAACUGCGGUGGUCAACCUCCACAUAACGGACUCCAACACUCACCAGCCAGUGUUCAAAGACAAGACCUACAAUACUCACUUGAUGGAGAUGGAAUCCAAUAAAGAGAUACUCCGAGUGGCUGUGACUGAUGCAGACACCCCCAACACCCCCGCAUGGCGAGCCGUUUACUCCAUUGUGAUGGGGAACGAGGAAGGAAACUAUAAGAUCGAGACCGACCCCAAGACCAACGAGGGUAUACUGACUGUCAUCAAGGGGAAGGAUUUUGAGAAGACAACAUUAACCAAUGUGCAGAUCGCCGUGGAGAACGAGGAGCCUUUGUUUGUCUGUAGCGCCGGCGGGGCCGUGUCCUCUGGUAAGACCCUGACCGUGCCCCCCCAGACGGUCAACGUGACUGUGAAGGUGAUUGACGUGAACGACCCCCCGGUGUUUGACAAUAAAGUGACAGACGUGUAUGGAAAGGAAGAGCAGGAGGUGGGAAAGGUGCUGUACAAACCCAUAGUCACCGACGUUGACUCAGAUGUGGACAAAAUCAGGUAUGAGUUAGUUGAGGACCCAGCAAGCUGGUUCACCAUAGAUCCCAAGACAGGAGAGGUGACUACAGUAAAGAAGAUGGACCGGGAAUCACCUUAUGUCAACAAAGACAACAUCUACACUAUUCUAAUCCAAGCCAUAGACUACGGGGAGCCCCCUGCCACGGCUACAGGCACCAUUCUGGUCCACCUGGGGGAUAUCAAUGACAACACGCCCUAUGUGGUGGAGAAGAAGCUGGUGAUGUGUGGUAACACAGUGAUUGUGCCGGUAGCAGACAAGGACAAGUCUCCCUUUGGAUGUCCCUGUUUCCUCUCCCUGGGAGUGGACAACGGAGACAAAGCACUGAAGAGCCGCUGGAAACUGGACCCUGCCACUGGUGUGGAGGCGAGUCUGGUCAGUUUGAAGAGUCUGCCGUACGGUAACUACACAGUGCCUCUGGUGAUCCAGGACCAGCAAGGGAUGGUUGCAAAUGACACUGUCCAGGUUAUGGUGUGUGACUGUGGGGGAGGGGACAAGUGUAGGGCCUCUCUACCCCGGACCUCCAGCCUGGGCUUGGCCGCUAUAGGACUACUGCUGGCUGGACUGCUUCUCCUCUUACUGCUACUGCUUUUCCUCCUGCUCUGUGAGUGUGGCGGUAAGACGUUCACACACCUCAACCUGCAAGACGAGGGGAACCAGACUCUCAUCAACUACAACGAGGAGGGAGGGAGCUCCGCGUGCAAGGGUGAGCCCAUGUUGAUCUUGACUCGCCCCACUCCCAACCAUGUAGCCGUGGACGUGGUAGAUGGAAUGAAGCAGGCCACCACAGACAUAAAGCUUACUCAGGAGACCAAUGGGAUGACCCAAGAGACCAAGGAGAUGUACAGAACCACAGGGAGGUCCGUGGUCACCAAGCUGUCCUCCUCAGGAGGGGGAGGGUUCUCAGGAGGGGGAACAUUCCAGAGAAUGAGCGAAGCCAACGGAACUCUGAGAAGCCAGGAUGGGCAAGGCAAGAGUAACUCUUCGAAGUACUCCCGCUCUUUCGGCCUGCUGUUGUACCAGCACAUUUCAGAGCACAUAGACCGGAGGCUGUAUAUGAUUGGAGAUGAGGUGGACGACCAACCCUACGAGUACAGAUACGAGGGGAGAGGCAGCACGUGCCAGUCGCUGGAUGAGCUAUCGCUAAGUAACCUGGGGGAUGACUUGAAGUUCCUAGAGGACCUGGGGUCAAAGUUCAACACCCUGGGGGGCAUCUGUCACCAGGACAUGUAG